AGAAUCAUAGGAUGGCUUAUGUUGGAAGAGACCUUAAAGAUGAUUAAGCUCUAACCCCCUGCCAACUGCUAGAUAAGGCUACCUGGGGCUCCACCCAUCCUGGCCUCAAACACAGUAGUACAUUGUCCUGUUAUUGUGAUAUGUGCAGUACCAGGAAUCAGCCUUGCUGUCUUGCAAGCUGGAAGAAAUGCAAAUAGAUGAUAGUCUGUGAAUGCUGCUGACAUUUAAACAGAUCACAGGCAUGGAAACUGGCAAGAACGUUGAAGAUCAUUUGAAAGUCCACAAAGUGAAGAAGAAGAUACUGAGGAAGCAGGUCAGAGCCCAGCAUACGCUGAUGAGACACGAAGGCAUUGAGUGUGUGUCCCAUGCUACGCAGAGCCUAGUUAUUGCCAAUGCUGGCCUGGGUAAUGGAAUGAGUAGACAUCAACUGCACAGGAUAGUAGAAAACUAUGGAAUCGUGGAAACACUUCUAAUGCCACCAAAUAAACCAUAUUCAUUUGUGAAAUAUGAGUCAACAGAAGAAGCCAAGAAAGCCUUUGAUGCCCUGAAUGGAAAAGAAGUAACACCGGAAGACACUGACCAAAACAUUGUUUUGUAUUGUAAUUUUGUUGAAAAAGUUUUCUGGAAGAAUUCUGUUCCUGCAAACUUGCCUCCAGGCCUCAAAGUCAUUGAAAAUAUUAUUUCUUCAGAGGAAGAAAGGAAGAUGCUGGAAAGUAUUGACUGGAGAGGAGAUGAAAAUAAUCAAAACGCUCAGAAGACUUUAAAGCAUAGAAGAGUAAAACAUUUUGGAUAUGAGUUUCGCUAUGAUAACAAUGAUGUUGAUAAAGACAAGCCUUUACCUGGAGGUCUUCCUGAAAUUUGUAUCCCGUUCUUAGAGAAGUGCUUGAAGCAGGGAUAUAUCAAACAUCAACCUGAUCAACUGACUGUAAAUCAAUAUGAACCUGGACAAGGAAUUCCUCCUCAUAUUGAUACACAUUCUGCUUUUGAGGAUGAAAUAAUCUCUCUCAGUUUAGGAUCUGAGAUUGUGAUGGAUUUCAAACACCCUGAUGGCCAGACAGUGGCAGUUCUGCUGCCUCGAUGCAGCUUAUUGGUGAUGACUGGUGAAUCCAGAUACUUGUGGACACAUGGGAUUACACCCAGAAAAUAUGACGUCAUUCAAGCAUCUGAACUUGGACAGAAGGUUGGAACAAUCACUGCUGAUGUUAGAGAUUUAACACUAAAACGAAGGGAAACAAGGGCGUCGUUUACAUUUAGGAAAGUGAAGAGAAGCUCUUGUAACUGCAUUUACCCAUCUGUCUGUGACAGCCAGAAAGGACAGCAAAGACGAGCAGAACCAUCAUUUCCUCACAGUGAGUUGCAGGCCUCAGAGCUGGAGCAGGAAUAUGUACACAAGGUGUAUGAAGAGAUUGCCAUGCACUUCAGCAGUACCAGGCACAGCCCAUGGCCCCGAGUUGUAGAGUUUCUCAAGUCGCUGCCUGAAGGGUCAAUAGUUGCUGAUGUUGGUUGCGGUAACGGGAAAUAUCUAGGCAUCAACAAGGAUUUGUACAUGAUCGGCUGUGAUCGCAGCAAAAACCUUGUGGAUAUUUGUGGAGAAAAACAUUCCCAGGCUUUUGUCUGUGAUGCCCUGUCAGUGCCGAUCCGGAGCGGUUCUUGUGAUGCCUGCAUCUCUAUUGCUGUCAUCCACCAUUUCUCAACAGCAGAAAGAAGGCUGGCAGCUAUCCGUGAACUAGCCAGGCUUCUAAAACCUGGUGGAACGGCACUCAUUUAUGUCUGGGCAAUGGAGCAAGAAUACAAAAACCAGAAGUCUAAAUAUCUUAAGGAGAAACAUGGCAGCAAGGACAAGGAGGAGGAAAGCAAUACUGGCACAUCCCAGAAACUGCUUGAUGAUGAAAAGCCUGAUAGCAGCAUCCAAGGCUCAUCAUGUUCUGACCAACUCCUUGAUGACUCAGAGGACAAAGGCUGUGCUGCAAAGCCAGUAGCAGACUCCAGGCUUCCUGUUCACACCAACCGGACCUCCUUUCACUCUCAGGAUAUGCUGGUUCCCUGGCACCUGAAAGGUGGCAACAAAAAGAAAGGGGCAAGUGUUGACAAAGUGUCAUCUCCAGCUGGCUGUAAGGAAUCACAGGAACUCAGCCCUGUUUUCCACCGCUAUUACCAUGUGUUCCGCGAAGGAGAACUGGAAGCAGCAUGUGGAUCCUUGGACUGUGUGAGGAUUCUGAAGAGUUACUAUGAUCAGGGAAAUUGGUGCGUGGUUCUAGAAAAGCUGUAGACCAUGAUACUUCCUCCAUUACCUUUCUCUUUUGUGGAAGUACUUUUAAUACAGACUGUAGCUAUUGAGUCUUUUCAAAUAUCAGAAUAAAAGAUUGUUUAUUAACAGUAAUGAACGCUG
Molecule: messenger RNA, 2389 nt
Organism: Coturnix japonica (Japanese quail)
Lineage: Eukaryota; Metazoa; Chordata; Aves; Galliformes; Phasianidae
Gene: ALKBH8
Product: alkB homolog 8, tRNA methyltransferase
Biological process (GO): demethylation; tRNA wobble uridine modification; tRNA methylation
Cellular component (GO): cytoplasm; nucleus
Molecular function (GO): S-adenosylmethionine-dependent methyltransferase activity; demethylase activity; tRNA (5-carboxymethyluridine(34)-5-O)-methyltransferase activity
Source: RefSeq, a predicted model, not a curated record